Messenger RNA from Gigantopelta aegis, 5089 nucleotides. RefSeq names its product leucine-rich repeat-containing protein 57-like. The record is from RefSeq and is a predicted model, not a curated record. Gene Ontology annotation, molecular function: protein binding. NCBI's taxonomy places the organism in Eukaryota, Metazoa, Mollusca, Gastropoda, Neomphalida, Peltospiridae. The coding region runs from base 81 to 797 and encodes 238 amino acids. The transcript has 5 exons.
ACCAGGAAAUAAUCUAAGUUAUGAUGAUAAAAUGUUUCCAAUGAUGUUUUUAUGUUGAUUUGCACUUAGUCGACAUUAAAAUGGGAAAUUCUAACAUAAAACAACACAUAGAAACAGCCCAAAAGACUGGGGCAUGUCAAUUAAGCAAAGUUGGAUUCAAAGAGUUUCCGGAGGAGUUGCUACAGUUGACUGGCAACUUGCGGACGCUGGAUCUUUCAGAAAACAAGAUACAGAUACUUCCACCCAUGAUUGGCAGUUACAGCCAGCUCAAACAUCUGCAUCUUGGACAUAACAAAAUUGGGUUUGUUCCUGAAGAAAUUGGAAGACUAAAGAAACUUGAAACACUGAACCUAGAAUAUAACCGUCUGUCGAGUUUGCCAUCAUCUAUGCGUAAUCUCACAAACUUAAGAAAUUUAAAUCUUUGUGGAAAUCAAAUCAGAGCAUUUCCUGUGCAUCUCAGUGGUUUAAAACACUUGGAAUACAUUGAUGUGUCCAGAAACUCAAUAACAGAAAUUCCAGAAGGAGUACGAGGCUUGCAAGCCAUAGAAAUUAAUCUCAAUCAAAAUCAGGUUUCACGGUUAUCUGAAGGACUGGUAGAAUGUCCUAGAUUAAAGGUGCUAAGACUGGAGGAGAACUGUCUAGAAAUCUCGGCAUUUACUCCAUCAAUUAUGAAACAUUCGUCAGUCGCUCUGUUUGCCAUUGAAGGAAAUGUGUUUGACAUGAAAGCCUUUCAUAACUUAGAGGGAUAUGAGGAGUACAUGGAGAGAUACACAGCCACAAAAAAGAAGUUCAACUGAAAAUGUGUGAUACAUUGAGCUUGUGAAGACUGGUCAUAUUUGUUUAUUUAUAUUAUAUAGACUUUACUAUGUCAGUAUAUUCUAAUUUCUAUAAAAUUAUUUCAGAUCUGUUAUCAUAGAUCAGACCUGAUGCUCAUUUGGGUUAUGUUUACAUCUUGUUUACAUAUAACAGAAACGGUCAGUCUCUCUGUUGGUAUGUCUAUUUGAGCUCCUCUCUUUUGAACAUGUUGUCCAAGAUAAUAUACAUCUGUCUGGGACAGAAGCCAUUUUCUUGAGUGUUACUUUCUUGUAUGCAUCAGGUUUUAUAAAUCAUAUAACAAGGAAUUCUGAAGAACUUUUACACAUGUUCAUUAUUAUUAUAUUUUUUUAAAUAUCGUCAUUUUGUUUGGUAUGCAAGAUAUUAUGAUUUUGGGUGCCUUAAUUUGAGUGAAACGUUGAGUGAAUGGAUAGUGUUUGUAAAAUAACUCAGUCACCCAUCUUCUAUAGUGUUAGUAGCAUUGACAUUAGUGUCCUAUAGUCAGAAAUCAUGAUGGUUAAAUGAAUGUUACCUUAAAAACACCACUAGAACUAUUUUACUCUGGUGUGAUGUCAUCAAACAUUCCUUUCCUCUUUUUUGUUCAAUGGAGAGUAGAUCUGGAGAUGCUGCAGGUGAAUUUGAAGACAAGUUAGAGAUGCUCCUAAUGAAUUAUUUGUAACAACUCGAGGUGUAUUAUAUUUCACCUUAUAAGAAUUCAAAGAUUGUUUCACCAAUACAUUUAUGUCUUAUAUAACUGCUAGAUAAAUGAUUACAAAUAUUGAGUGUCUGAUAAUCCAGACAAUCUUAUUAACCAGUAUACUAGUCCUUAGUGUUUUAAUUAUUUAGUUUUUAAUUUUUGUUGUUAUGGAUUGCUCUGUAUUAUUCAAUACACAAAAAAAAGAGAAAAAGGUAUCUGUGAAAAAAAGUUGAUGCAGAAUUAAAAUUACAAAUCUGUUAACAAAACAAAACAUCAUUUGUGAUUAUUCCCAUCGAAAUUCUAGUGUUACAGUGAGUAUGACAUGUUGUGUUUGACACUUUGUACAUAUCUGUAUGAGUAUUAUGAAAAUGUAAGUUUUAGCCUUCAAUUGGAUCCAGGGUAUCGAUGAAAACACCAGUAAAGGAUGAAAUAAUACCACAGUGUCUCAUUUGUGGAAAGAUAAUAUACUCAAGAAUGUUAGAAAUAAGAAGUGUGCCAAAAUAAGGACUGUUUUCAUGAUCAUAUAUAAAUAUACACCCACAUAUUUAUAUUCAGUAAAUGAUGCAUCCUGAUUUUUUCAUACAUUUUUUGUGUGCUUAUUUUGUGCAGCCUGUUGUUCUGUUAUGUUGUUGAAUUGUUAAAUAUUUAUUCCAGUGUUUAUAUAUCCUUAUUAAUAUUAAAAUUACGCUGUCACUAAAAUGUACAUAUAUAACAUAAAAACAUUUUAUCCUCCUCUGUACAGAUGUUGUGAUGUUUCUUUUAGUCAUAUGGGGUCAAAUUUACAAAGCUUGUUUUUUUUGUAAAAAAACCCUGCAGGUGUUUAAGCAUUGUAAGUGAGUGUAGGUACAUGUGUGUACUGGUAACUGAAACAGGCUCUGUAAAAUUGGCUAUAGGUUUGUAUGCAUUUAUGGAAUGGUACCAUUGGUAGUUAAGAUGGGAGUUCAUUACUCAGUGUCAUAUUUCACAUUUUUAGAAAUUUACAAGCCUUUAUUUCGAUAAAAUACAUGUUCAAUUUAUUGAUAUUUCUUAUUUGGAACAAUGCUUUACAGAUUACUUUAUUACAUGGAAUUACUGGAUGUUGUUGGUGCCAUAUAACAACAAACAUUCACAUACAAGUCUUUUUGAAACAUUGUACAACCAAUUACAUAAUUUUUUUUACUUCCUUCUGUGCUUUGUAAUGGCUGAACAUAUUUAUAUGUGACAUAAACUGGAGAUAACAGCCAACAUGAAUUGAAAGAUGAUGUGUGAUGGAAGCAGAGUUAUGGCCCUUUAUUUAAAGACCUUUCUAUACUACCGAGUACAUAUAUUUAUAAACUAGUAUUUUUAUGCAUCUUUCUGUAAAUAAUUUGUCUUUUUAUCUUUUUUUUUUUAUAAAUUAAGUAUAAUAUUUAGUAUGAUGGUAAAAUGGUGUCUGCAGUUAUAAUCUAAUUCCAUAAUAAUGAACUAUUAUUUAGCAAUUUAUAGACCAUUUUUCAUGGCAUAUAUUAAAAAAGAAGAAGAGUAAUAUAUAUAUUUUUUAACAAUUGAAAUUAUAUUUCUGUUUGAUAUACCGUGUUUACAAUUCUGUUCCAUCAAUACAGUUUUGAUCCACUUUGUAUUGUGUACAUAACAACCGAGUGACUGUGCAGUAUGUAAUUUGUAGAUAGUAUUCCUACAGAGUUUCCAUUUGCAUCCAAUAUUCAUGCUGCCCAGAGAUACUUUCUCUUUGUGUUUUGCUACAGAGCAUUAAAAGCUUCAGUCUGUGAUAUCUGAGACUGUCGCACAGUAAUUGGUUAGCCAUUCGCAUGACAUAAAAUAUGUAUCUCACUGUCAACAAGUAAAUUCAAAAGCUGUCUGAGAAGACUUUGUCCUGAAAUAAAUAUUUAAUAGCUAAAUUCUUCCCAUGGUUAAUAAAUGGUGCAUAUUGUUACUACAAUUCGAUCGAAUCAGGGUGCUGUUAAGUUGUGACUUGGUGUUUGUCAUGUAUCCGAAGAUGGAUAGCAGCAUUUUAAUAUUUUAAAAGUACAAGUGUAUAAUCGGAUUAAUUUCUUUAAAUUCAUUAGAAUGUAUCAGUUUUAUCAUGUGCAUAUAUACACAUACCUGGUGCACACAUACAUGUUUGUUACAUUCCUGUCAUAUUUAAAAUGAUCUCGCCCCAUUAAUGUGCAGCACUGGGUUUUUUUUAAGAAUGAUUCUCACUACUGUAACUAUUGUAUGGAGGAAAUAAGGCCAUUAACUCCCAAAGAAUGACGUGUUCACAUUUUGUAUUCCUUAUUUUAAUGCAUUAAAAAAUAAUAAUAAAAAUAAAUCUCAGCAUGCUUUAAUUUUAAUUUUGUAUUACAGGAGUUUAAUUCACCUCCCCCCCCUUCUGUUUCUAUGACUGCUUAUUGGUAUUUAACACUCUAAUUAAACCUACUAUAGAUAAGCUACUGUAAUAGCAAACAUUUAUUAUUAUCCUACUAUCUAAGCUACUGUAAUGGGAAACAUUUAUUAUUAUCCUAACUAUUUAAGCUACUGUAAUAAGAAACAUUUAUUAUUAUCCUAACUAUUUAAGCUACUGUAAUGACAAAUAUUUAUUAUUAUCCUAUUUAAGCUACUGUAAUAGCAAACAUUUAUUAUUAUCCUAACUAUUUAAGCUACUGUAAUAGCAAUUUUUUUUUUAUUAUCCUAACUAUUUAAGAUACUGUAAUAGCAAACAUUUUUUAUUAUCCUAACUAUUUAAGCUACUGUAACAACAAACAUUUUUUAUUAUCCUAACUAUUUCAGCUACUGUAAUAACAAACAUAUUAUUGUCCUAAUUAUUUCAGCUACUGUAAUAGCAAACAUUUAUUAUUAUCCUAACUAUCUAAGCUACUGUAAUAGCAAACAUGUUUUGUUAUCCUAACUAUUUAAGCUACUGUAAUGGGAAACAUUUAUUAUUAUCCUAACUGUUUAAGCUACUGUAAUGGGAAACAUUUAUUACUACCCAAACUUGAAUCCUGACCGACCGUCUAGGUUACCACAAGAUAGUGCAGGCUCUGUUGUUUUAUUUUGCAGCUUACUGUUUGCAAAUUAGAGAGGGCAUGCUGUAGCUCAGUGGUAAAAUGAAUGCCUGAUGUACAAUGGGUUGUAGGAUUAAUAGCUAUGGAGGAUCCACAUACACCCCUCUCAUCCGUAUAGACACCCACAUAACUGAUAUAUCGAGGUCUGUGGUUAGUGAUAUCCUGGCUUUGGAAAAUGAAUAUAAAAUAUUAUUUGCUGUGGUUUGGUUGGAGUAUCCUAUGGCAGGACGUUUUGUCCCUCACUAUCUUAACCAGGCAUCACACAACUACAUGUUAGACAUCAAUUCAAACGGCCAUAGAUGACAUUAAACAUUCCUUUGUUUCUUUUUUUGUUUUUGAUUGGAUGUUGCACUCAAUAUAAGCUGCCCUGCACCAAAGACCAUUUCGUAGAUACAUAAUUAUGGUCAUAUCGGUCGGUUUCGUGAUGUAUUUUAACACACAGUUUGUAGUGAUUAAUGGCAAACUAAUUUCUGUAUUAUUUAUAGCUGUUUUCACGUAAUAUUCUUGCCAUAUUGUUGUCUGAACAAAGAGGUUUAAGUAAAAAAUAUUUAUACAUGUA